Molecule: messenger RNA, 1213 nt
Organism: Arachis stenosperma
Lineage: Eukaryota; Viridiplantae; Streptophyta; Magnoliopsida; Fabales; Fabaceae
Product: protein Iojap-related, mitochondrial
Exons: 5
Coding region: 311-856 (181 amino acids)
Biological process (GO): negative regulation of ribosome biogenesis; negative regulation of translation
Molecular function (GO): ribosomal large subunit binding
Source: RefSeq, a predicted model, not a curated record
AUCUUCGAAGAAGCCUGCCAACAUACACUCACACUCACAGCACAGAGGCAGAGCUCUCCUCAACCUUCUCUGUCAGCGCGUCUCGCCGGCCUCCAUCUCGUCGCCGCCGCUCGCCGGCCCCUCUGCGUCACCGCGCCGUCUCGUUGCUCGCCCUCACUGCUCGCUGCUUCCUCCAUCUCUACUCGCCCUCUGCCCUAUUCUCUUGUCUCCUCUGCCUCCCUCUUCUCUUCUCUGGCUCGGUUCUCUCCCUCUGCGUGCGGCUAAGGCCCACAUAUAGACAUUCCAAACACCCUAUCAGUGUGCCUGUACAAUGUGGGCAGCCCUACAAGCUCGAGCAUCGGUUUCGUCGUGGUGGCUUUCUUCACGGCAAUGGAAGCUAGCAUUUUCGUCUUCCUCUUCUGCCGUUGAUGCCGUUGGAAAAUGCACCCUUGAUCUUCACGAGAUUGAGAAGGUUCUAACGGAUGUUAAAGCUGACGACGUUAAGGUUAUACCAUCUCCCAAGCACUGUGAUUGGGCUGAUUUCAUGGUUCUAGCAACCGGCAGGUCCACGUGGCAUGUCAAGAACAUCGCUCAAGCUCUAAUUUACAAGGCUAAGCAGAAGCAAAAAGGUGCAGACCGAAUGAUGCUACCUAGUGUGGAAGGUCAAGCAGGAGGAAAGUGGAUUGUAAUUGACUCUGGUAAAGUGAUAGUUCAUGCACUUGAUGAAAAGGCUAGAGCUUACUACAAUUUGGAAGGACUUUGGACAAGCCCAGAGAGAUUGCGAAACGAACCUAUUGAGGAUUUACAUUUACAAAAUGCUUUGGUGAAGAUUCGCCGGAAAAAUAACUCGAAGAAACCUGCACAAAGGAAUGCUUAAUCUUAAGAUGCAAGGGUGCUCCAAAUAACACAUCUCAAUUUCUUGUUUAAGGCUUCACAUUAGAUGUAACAUGUAAGCGACAAUAUUCGAAGUUGUAACAUGUUGCUCUAUUUGCUUGUGUGUCAAGUACUGCACACCAAUCUUAAGUUUUCAUGUUAACCAAAGUUAAAAGGUCACAAGUGUUAUGCGGAAGGCACAUAACUUUAGUUUAGUGUAUUACCAGAUUGGUGCAACCAUUGCAGUCAUAUUCAUGUGAAUUACAGUUGCACCAAAUGUUACAACACAAAGGGACUUUAAUCCUAUUUGCUUAAUCAUCAUGGGAUAAAUGAAAUUCCUGUCAAAUAGUAAUAAUAAUAU